CAACAUUCUACUAUUGUGCCUAAUAAUGUUCUUGAAGUUAAAAAGCCGGAUAACCUACGUAGCACUAAAGAAAGACAGGAACAGCGAAGCCCCGUUUUUGCUGCUUUGAUCAUAUCACUAGCUCUGGCAAAUACCGUAUUUUUGGUGUUGCUUGCUAUAUGCUUGAUUUUAUACAUUAAUUUGAAGCCAAAAGAUGGAGAGAGUACCAAUGCCAAAGCUGGGAGGAGAAAACGUUCUUCCAUCAAACGGCGGAAAGGGAAAAGAGGAGAGGAACACUUGACGAAAACAACAUACAACGAGGACGUAGAUCUGAAUAGAAGUAAUAAGAAGACUGGGAUACAACUUACAGUCAUCAAGCCUACAGAACUCAGUGCACCGCCUAUCCAGCCCAAUGCUAACGACCGAGAUCUGCAAACAGCAAUUCAGAGCCUACCUGAUACGAACAACAUCAAUCGCUCUCCUGGUGCCGGAAGCAAUGCACCACGUUCAACUGCUCUAGAUGUUCUACCCAAACAAUCGUUGCAAAUGCCAGUAAAGUCGUCGUUUGCUGGAGUGCGACAUAGUCCUGCAAAAUCAGUUUUUUCGCAUUUACCGUGGUUCCAGCCAAGGAGAGAAAGAUCUGUAUUUGCAGCAGGAAAUUUGCAGUCGGAACAUGCAUUUUAA
This is a messenger RNA of Cylicostephanus goldi, 663 nucleotides long. The record is from the annotation of a GenBank genome assembly. Lineage: Eukaryota; Metazoa; Nematoda; Chromadorea; Rhabditida; Strongylidae.